AUGAAGAUUAAAAAGGACUAUGCUGCAAAAAGGGAUCCAUGGGAUGGUUAUGAUUUCUCUAAAUAUAAUGCUAAGAUGGACCUUCUAGAUCAGGCAAAAGAAGAGGCAAGAAAAAAGAAUUUGCAGAAGGCAAUGAUGAGGAAACUUGAUGACCCGAAGGUGGGUGACGCUGGGGUUGAUGAGAGCAAGAAGCAGAUGGAUCCUGCAAACAAGGCAACAGGCACAAGGUACAUUUGGAACCCUUUAUUCAUUUCUUCUUCCCUAGAGAGUAGCUCAUCAGUGCUUUACUUGGUUUCAGGAACCCACGAAGAUACAGCAAAAUAUCUGCUAAACCUUGCUGAAGAGUCUGCAUAUUAUGAUCCCAAAAGUAGAUCCAUGCGUGAAGACCCACUUCCAGAUGCUGAUCCAAACGAAAAGUUUUACUCGGGAGAUAACCAUUUGAGAAACAGUGGUCAAGCUCUGGAGUUUGAACAGCUAAAUGCCCAUUCCUAUGACGCAUUUGAUAAGGGAAUUCAUAUGCAGGCGGCUCCAUCCCAAGCUGAAUUGAUAUAUAAGAGCUACAAGGCCUCAGAAGACAAACAGAGAACUCAGAAUAUGGACGCAAUCAUCAGUAAAUACGGGAAUGCAGCUGCAACAGCAGAAAACCCUAUGGCGCUUUUGCUUGGACAAAGCGAAAGGGAAGCUCAUUAUGAUGGAGCAGGGAGGAUUAGAAAAGGACAGGAGAUGAAACUGUCAGAGAAGUAUGCAGAAGACAUUUACAUUAACAAUCAUACUAGUGUUUGGGGAUCAUGGUGGAACGCUCAUCGAUGGGGUUACCAAUGUUGCAAACAAACGGUUAAAAACAGCUUCUGCACUGCAGAGUGCCCAGAGAAGGUUCAGGAUUUGCGAAGGAGAGAAGAAAAAGAUUAG
Molecule: messenger RNA, 909 nt
Organism: Camelina sativa (false flax)
Lineage: Eukaryota; Viridiplantae; Streptophyta; Magnoliopsida; Brassicales; Brassicaceae
Product: pre-mRNA-splicing factor SLU7-B-like
Biological process (GO): mRNA splicing, via spliceosome
Cellular component (GO): spliceosomal complex
Molecular function (GO): pre-mRNA 3'-splice site binding
Source: RefSeq, a predicted model, not a curated record